AUGAUGAUGAAAUCCUCUUGCAAGUUGGAGUAUAAUGAAGUAUUUGGCAAAGAAGAUAAAUCAUUCUCAUUCCUAAACCACUCAUCACUUUCCUCUUAUCAAAGCGAGUUAACGAAUCUUUUCUUUGAACUGGAACAUGAGAUUCUCCCUUGUGGCAACUAUAAUUAUUAUCUUCCUUCUGCCUCAAGCUUCCUGGCUUUGCCUGAUCUUGAACCCAUAUCCAUCGUUUCUCAUGAAGAUUUACUAAGUGAUGAGUCCGGUCCUGUAUCAUGGCCCGAAGCAGUGUCAAUGUUGGAUGAAAAAAUUAUAGAAGAUUUUGAUUUGGUGAAAAAGACUGAAACCACAACUACCAAGAAGAGGAGAUGCGGAGAAGAAGAUUGUUCUGUUUCAAAGACAUUGUCGAAGGAAACCAUCUCGUCGUACUUUUACAUGCCGAUAUCUCAAGCGGCUAAAGAGCUUAACAUUGGUUUAACCCUUUUCAAGAAGAGAUGUCGCGAAGUGGGUAUUCAUCGUUGGCCUCAUCGUAAGCUUAUGAGCCUACAAAAACUCAUCAGUAAUGUCAAGGAGCUCGGGAAGAUGGAAGGGGAAGAGAACGAAGAAAACCUAAGGAACGCUUUGGAGAAGCUCGAGAAUGAGAAGAAAACGAUUGAGAAGUUACCAGAGCUGGAGUUUGAGGAUAAGACAAAGAGAUUGAGACAAGCUUGUUUCAAGGCUAAGCAUAAGAGGAAGAGAAGACUUUUCAUGUCCACGUCGACCACACCAUCAUCAUCAUCUUCUUCUUACUCUUCCACUUUCGUGUUUGAGUGA
Microthlaspi erraticum is the source of this 807-nucleotide messenger RNA. Lineage: Eukaryota; Viridiplantae; Streptophyta; Magnoliopsida; Brassicales; Brassicaceae. The record is from the annotation of a GenBank genome assembly.